Amoebophrya sp. A25 is the source of this 2086-nucleotide messenger RNA. Lineage: Eukaryota; Dinophyceae; Syndiniales; Amoebophryaceae. The record is from the annotation of a GenBank genome assembly.
GUUUGUUCAGAGAGUUAGAUUUUGCAGUGCAUUCAGGUAUCGGAACGACACCAGGGAGAACGUAUCACGGUGUCGUGACUGCUUACCCGAAGAAGAUUCAGACUGGACAUGAUGAAGAAAGUGGAAGUGCAAGCCCUUGUUCAGAGGUAGAAGUACAAGUAGUGCAGAAGGAGGUAGCUUUACCUGUGCCACGGAGUAAGCGUUUAUUGCGGACGGUUGAGGAUGUUAAAGAGCGGUGUAGGCGAAUGCAGAAACAAGCAAAGGAAAACAAGCUUAAAACUUCGUUUACUUUCCCUGGCCGUGGAGGUAGUGGCAGUACCUCUACUUUCUUGAAAGUCCCUGGCGGCCAACACGACCAUCAACUACAGACUGAACAUCAAGGUCGUAAUAUUCUUGGAUUUGCGGUUCCUUCAACACCACCAAGCAAGAAAAGAUGCACGACGCCCACAACUGUUCUUAGCAAGGCGACCACCACGGAGAAUUCUCCAAGUAGAACUACCACAACAAGAACUUCCUGCUCAAGAUCAAGAACAGCACCUCUUCAAGUUUCAUCUAGCUCUACUCCCUUUUCGACUUCUUGCUCACCACAUUCAUGCAGCUCGAUGGAGGAGGAAGACGAGCCUUCGUUCCAGUCUUCUAGAAACAGUAAAGUUUCCGUGUCCUCUUCUCGAAACAGCAUUCCCGCAACGAGAGCCGGAUGGAAUGAUGACGAUAUCAGAGACGUAUUGAACGACUUGCAAGCUGGAUCUGCACAAUCUCCCUAUGUAUUUCUGGAAUUGAAGUUUAACAAGAAACUAAGCAGCGAUAUUAUUUAUAGUACAAGAAGUCGUCCAACACGAGCACCAAGAACUACAGGAGAGGAUACUACAACGGGAAAGACAAACGGUGCUGGUGGAAACAAAGAAGCAACGAAACGAGAAGAGGCUUCAUCAACCCUGAGACUGACGAAUUGGCAUUCCCCACAACAAAUCUUUUGGAAGACAAAAAGCGGGAACCCAAUUGGAGCGCUCUUACAGACUUUGCACAUGGUUACUUUUUUGGAGAGUCUAGAAAAUUUCGUCAGUGAGUCCAAGAAGCGAGACGAGGACCAUGAAGAAGAUCAUUUGUUGAAGAGGAGGCGAGUAGAUCUCGAAGAUGAUCAGUCCCAGUCAUCAUGCAGGAGCCUCCAGGCUAUUGACACCCCUCUCGGCGCGCUCCAGGACGAUAGCGAUAUUAACCCACCACCACCACCUCUUGCUCUCGUAGCAGAUUGGAACGCCAAUGUAGGAAGCCCAGCAUUCGCUUUGCUCUUAAACGGAGGCAACCUCGACGAUCCGGGUGUGACGGAACAUUUCGGGACUGGUUGUAUGUGUCCCCAGAUGUUUUUGCAGGAACUAGUUGUACCUGCGACGUCUUCAGAGCCAACUACAGGAGAGUCAGAAACUUCUAAGAACCUCAACAUACCAGGUGUCAUUGAUGUAGAGUCGGAAACUAAGGGGAAGGUGAAGAACCUAAUCUUGAAGAAAAACCUUCCGAAGCACAGCUACCAGGAGGUCCAUGGAUCGAAGCCGGAGAUUACGACGUUUACACAGUCUUUCCAAGGAGCUUUGGAUCAUAUUCUUGUGGGUGGAGCGAAAAUCGAAGAUGCGAGACGUAUGCCAAAGAUGGAUGAAGUUUGUGAACGGACGAGGCAUGAGAACGAGCCAGAUGAAAAUAUUGGAGGAAAGAGACCUGCGGCGCACUCCUACACAACGCAGAGGACUUCAACAUCACAAUGCUGGACAGAGAAUCUGCUCUCUAUAAAUGACCCAAAUGAUCAUCUCAAAAGGAGCAAACAGGACUGCUCUACUGGAGGCGUUUUUGAGGAUACUGGUGGCGGACUCCCAUCAUUGGCAUAUCCUAGUGACCAUAUACUCCAGCGCACAGAUAUUUUGCUACCUCUGGGCUAGGUGGGGAUUCACGAUGUUGAAUCUCGAUACUAUAAGUGUGAAGCUACAAAUCCCGAACUCCUCCCAUAGCCAUCAUGAUGAUAUCUACAUCUGCUGGGAGUAGCUCCUGACCAAACAGUACUUCUCAAGCGACCAUAUUGUAUAUAGCGCUAGUAAGC